Messenger RNA from Zingiber officinale, 4354 nucleotides. Its product is annotated as alpha-N-acetylglucosaminidase-like. Bases 2320 to 4224 code for a protein of 634 amino acids. The record is from RefSeq and is a predicted model, not a curated record. NCBI's taxonomy places the organism in Eukaryota, Viridiplantae, Streptophyta, Magnoliopsida, Zingiberales, Zingiberaceae. The transcript is spliced from 19 exons.
GAAAUAAUUAAAUAAAUUCUUACCAACAAGCACAUUGUUACUUGCACUAUCCAUAACAACUUGAACAACAUUUGCUUCUCCUACACACUCCACAAAUCGAUCAAGCAACUGAAAUAUUUUCUCUCCAGUCUUUGCAUAAUCAGAAGCAUCAACCGAUUCGAUAAAAAUUGAACCUUUAAGAUAAUUCACUAAAAAAUUAAUCAAUGUCCUUUGUCUGUCCACCCAUCUGCCAUCAAACUACAACCAUACUUGGCCCAUUCUGUUUCACACGACUUAAUGUAAUCAUUUGUCACAGAAUCAACAGUCUUUUUUAAAAACGAAACCCGCACCUCAUGAUAACUAGGUCCUUUUAGAUCUAUAUCAUAUUGGUGAACCAAGUCCAACAUUCUUUUGAAGCUUGAAUAGUUAACGACAUUAAAAGGAAUUGCCGCAUCAUACAUCUACUCAGUUAUGGCCAUACAAGCUUUCUCCCUCAAUUCUUUCUUGUAUGCCUCAUUUAUCGUAGUUUACCUUUCUUUACCCUUUCUAUUUUCAACAUUUUUUUGCACAUUAGGAGCAAAAUACGUAUCCAUUGGACCUAUUUGUCUUGGCUUUUUUUUUUUUUUUUGCAUAUUCACUGAUCUAGAACUUGUACUUAUAGGCGGCACAGCUUUAACUCCAAUAUCAUCCAUAUCAAUAUCAUCACCAAGAGGGUUUACAUCCUCAAAGUCCAAUGUUGCAAGUUUAGAAAGAUUACUUUUCUUCGUCUUUUUCUCCAUGAAAAUUUUAAUUUCUUCACGUACAUGAGGCGGACAUUUUUUGCAAGUCGUAGUAUUUCGAAACCCCCAACAAGAUGUUGUUUUGCACGAUAGAUAUCUCCUUUUGUAACUUUUUGACAAAAGUUACAAAUCAAAUCAUUUUUGUUAUCCGGAUUAACUCUUUGAAAAUAAUUUCAUCCCGGAUCUUUUGAUAUAUAUGUUGGAGUAUCACUACUACCUUCCAUGAUAAUUGAAUAAGAAAAUAGUCUGAAAAAUCAAAAACAAAAUAAAAAAGCACUUUAAUGGAAAAGUACUGUACCAGCAAAAGAAAAGCACUGUACCAUACUCUUAUAAGUAUAAAAGCAAAUCAUUAGUCCGAAACCUUCUAGCCUAAAUGCACUAUCAAAUAUUAAACACAUUGAUUAAGGCCAAUUAAAAGGGGAACUAACAUGAUUGACCUUGAAUUUAGUGUGCACAAUGGAAUAAUGCAAUCGAUUAUCUAUGUCACCCAUGUUCAAGUUCAACUAUCUGAUAUUAAUCUUGCUAUCAAGUGCAUUGUAUUCUGAAGUGAGACUUGAUGACAAAGGGGAUAUAGAUCUAGUUAUCAGUCAGAUGACUCAGAUCAUAUUAUAAAGUGAGAAAUAAGGUUAAAGGUACAACUAUGGAUCUAUCUAUCGAAUACAUCAAAUCAUAUGAUGAAGUGGGAAUAUAAGGCUAAUGAGAUAGAGGUGUCAGAACACUAAACACGGGAUAAAAUUUGGCAAAAUCGAAUAUUGGUACCAGCAUUCAGCAAUAGAAAAGUAGAAAAAAAAGGAAAAUAGAAAAAUAAUAUGAAAAAACACGACAAAGAAAAAGAAAAACUGGAUAGCAGCCAGCAAAACCGAACAAUAGCCAGCGAAACAGGAAGCAACACAAUCUGCAAAAUGGAAAAAAAACAAACAAACAAACCGGACAGUAGCACGAACACGAACCAACAACUCAACAAAAAACAAAGAAAAAGAUGAAGAAAAGAAGAUACCAGAAUAAAGAGAAGAAAAGAAGAAGAUGAAGAAACGAAGAAAAAUUGAAUAGUGAAAACGAAGAAGAGAAAAAGAAGAAGAAAAGCAAUAACAGAAGAAGAGAAGAAGAAGCUUUCUUCGUGAAGAAUAGAAAAACAAAAAAAACGAAAGAAAAAACUUAUACUUGACACGCGACUCAGCGACGACGACGGCGGCGGCGGAAGGAAAUACCUGGGCGACGGCGAUGGCGCGACUCUUCUUCAAAUUCAGGAAACAUGUGGUAGAGAAGCAUGCUUUAUCAUUAGCAAUCAUCCAUCAUCAGAAUCCAAGGAACAACUGGUGUUGAACUUUCAGCUGGUCUUCAUUGGUACUUAAAGCACUGGUGUUGGGCUCACAUAUCCUGGGAGAAGUCUGGGGGUCUACAAUUGUUAUCUGUGCCAAAAGCAGAAUCCCUUCCUCGUGUACCUCCAUCUGGUGUCUUUGUACAAAGGCCUGUUCCAUGGAGUUACUAUCAGAAUGCUGUUACGUCGAGUUAUUCAUAUGCAUGGUGGGGCUGGGAAAGAUGGGAGAAAGAAAUUGACUGGAUGGCUCUCCAAGGCAUCAACUUACCACUUGCUUUCAAUGGGCAGGAAGCUAUUUGGAAGAAAGUUUUUGAGAGGUAUAAUAUCAGCCACUCAGAUCUAGAUGAUUUUUUUGGAGGACCUGCCUUUCUUGCAUGGUCACGUAUGGGAAAUUUGCAUGGAUGGGGUGGACCCUUGCCUCAAACUUGGCUUGAUGAUCAACUAGUUCUUCAAAAGAAAAUACUUGCUAGAAUGUACUCAUUUGGGAUGUCUCCAGUUCUUCCUGCAUUUUCUGGAAAUGUUCCUCCUGUAUUGAAAGCCAAAUUUCCUUCAGCUAAAAUUAGUCAGCUUGGAAACUGGUUUACAGUUCAUAGUGAUCUAAGGUGGUGUUGCACAUAUCUUUUAGAUGCAACAGAUCCUUUGUUUGUAGAAAUUGGAAAAGCAUUUGUUGAACAACAACUUAAAGAAUAUGGAAGAACUAGUCACAUAUACAAUUGUGAUACAUUUGAUGAGAAUACUCCUCCUCUGGAUGAUCCAAACUAUAUUUCUUCAUUGGGUUCAGCAAUAUAUAAAGGAAUGCAAAGUGGUGAUGAUAAUGCUGUAUGGCUCAUGCAGGGCUGGUUAUUCUCCUAUGAUCCAUUUUGGAAGCCCCCUCAGAUGAAGGCUCUCCUUCAUUCAGUUCCAAUUGGUCACAUGGUAGUUCUUGAUCUGUUUGCUGAAGUAAAACCAAUAUGGUUCACCUCAGAGCAAUUUUAUGGCGUUCCCUAUAUCUGGUGUAUGCUACAUAAUUUUGCUGGAAACAUUGAGAUGUAUGGUAUUCUGGAUUCCAUUGCACUGGGACCUAUUGAAGCUCAAAUAAGCAAAAAUUCAACCAUGGUUGGUGUUGGAAUGUCGAUGGAAGGCAUUGAGCAAAAUCCUAUUGUUUACGAUCUUAUGUCUGAAAUGGCAUUUCAUCACAAGCCAGUAAAUGUGAAGGUGUGGGUUGACCAAUAUGCAUCAAGGAGAUAUGGAAAAAAUGUUUCAGGUCUACAAGAGGCUUGGCAGAUAUUGUAUCAUACUCUCUAUAAUUGCACUGAUGGUGCUUAUGACAAAAACAGAGAUGUUAUUGUUGCAUUUCCAGAUGUUGAUCCAUCAGUCAUCUUAAUACCGGAGUUAUCAGGAAGAAAGUAUUUUAGAGGACACAUAUUAAAAAGGAGACAAAUGAAGGAAACAACUGACUCUUAUGAGCAUCCACAUUUAUGGUAUUCAGUGUCUGAUGUCAUAAACGCAUUAGUUCUUUUUUUAGAAAAUGGAGAUGAAGUAGCGGAUUCCCGCACUUUCAGGUACGAUCUUGUGGACCUUACCCGCCAGGCACUAGCAAAAUAUGCAAACAAACUAUUCUUGAAGGUCAUUGAAGGGUAUCAUCUAAGCAAUCUCUCACAAGUAACUUCCUGUGCUCACCACUUCCUUGAUCUUGUCAAAGACUUGGACACUCUUUUGUCCAGUCAUGAUGGAUUUCUGCUUGGUCCCUGGUUGGAAAGUGCUAAGAACCUAGCAAGAGAUCCAGAACAGGAGAAACAGUUUGAAUGGAAUGCAAGAACUCAGUUAACAAUGUGGUUUGAUAAUACAGACACCGAAGCUAGUCUGCUUCGAGAUUAUGGAAAUAAGUACUGGAGUGGUCUUCUGCAAGACUACUACAGACCACGGGCAGCUUUAUAUUUUAAGCACAUGAUCGAUAGCUUGGUGAAAGGUGAGAGCUUUCCACUGGAAGACUGGAGAAGGGAUUGGAUAUCUCUUACCAAUAAAUGGCAGGAAAGUAGAAACCUGUUCAUAGUAAAAGCUCAUGGAGAUGCUCUAAACAUCUCGCGCUGGUUAUAUGACAAAUAUUUAAGAGAAGACCACUCACAAUCACUUUAUAAGCUCAGAGAAAACCACAACGAUCAGCUUUAAUUUUGAAUUAUGAAUCUUCUGCCCAGAUGAUAGUUUGCUUUACAACUGUUAGUUAGUUCAUCAUAAAAGAAUUCAUGGUCAUUAAUUUAGCUUUUCAUUUGAAAUAAAAACUUCCAAAUGGCUUUGUCAA